UAACAUGCUGGACGAAGAAGCAGACUUUGUGGACACAGUUAGCGCCAGCGAAGAUGAGGAUGAUGAGAAGAGUCACGCCAGACUGUUAGAUGCCAUUUCUAGUCUGGAUGGCAAAAAAGUCAACAAGAGAAGCCAGAGGACAGUUCCCUCCAAUGAAGUCUCAGAAUUUCACUUCAAAGCUUCCUCAGAUGACUCAAAAGUUAAGUUACAUGAGCUGGUGGGGACCCUGAAGAUGUCUGCCAGACAUGGCCCUCUCAAAACAAAACUCAACAAAGUCCAGAACCAGAGGGUGGUACCGGUACCGCUACCCAAACACCAGAAAGAGAAGAUUGAGAGAGGAGUUGCAUAUGGCAGAACAACAAAAGAGAUUUCUAAGUGGGACCCGGUGGUCAGAUCUAAUAGAGAGGCGGAGCAGUUACAGUUUCCUCUACAGAAAACAGAAAUCCACCUCCACAACAACACAGGGAAAUUCAAUCAUUUCAAACCACGUACCCCACUAGAAAUAGAAAUAGCAGCAGUCCUGAGGGGAAAUACUGACGACCUUCCGACAAAAAACAAGGAACUCACACCAGCUGAGGAGAGGGCAAUAGCAGCCAUGAGCUUGGAAGAGGCUAAAGAAAGAAGGGCAGAACUUCAGAAAUUUCGAGCUCUGAUGUCGUAUAAAGAGGCCAAGGCAAAGAGACAGAAGAGAAUUAAAAGCAAAAAGUAUCAUCGAAUAAUGAAAAAAGACAAACUGAAGCAAGAGAAGAGAGCAUUUGAGGAGCUACAGAAGAAUGACCCCGAGGCUUACAAUGAGAAACUGGAGGAGGUGGAGAGACAGAGGAUAGAGGAGAGAAUGAGUCUGAAGCACAGAGGAGGCAGUAAAUACGCCAAGAAACAGAUGCUGUACGCCAAGUUUGAUGAUCAGGCAAGGCAAAGAGUCCAGGACAUGUUACAGAAGAGUCGAGAACUGACUCAGAAAGUUGUCCCUGUCAGCGACAGCGAGGAGGAAGAGGAGGCUCAAAUUGACUCCGAGGAAGAGAUGAUGGCAAGAGAGUUAGCUGCCCUUUCUUCUAAUCCAUGGAUGCAGGUGCAGACACCCACAGCUCCAAAGUCAGAGUUUUCUCGUCCGCAGGUUGUGCUGAACAGUGAGGGACAGGAGGAGGAUGGAGAGAGUGAAAAAAGUGAGUCGGAGGAAGAAGCGGAUGUGCUGAAGAAGAUGGGGAAGGAGCUGAAGAAGAAGAAGCAGACUCUGGAGGCCAGCCAGGCAGUCAGUAAUGUGGAGGAAGGUAUUGAUGAAAUCUUCCAGAAGCUUGAAGAUAAACCGGAGGAUAAAGAGGAGAAGGUGGAAGUUUUUGUAAUGGAAGAUGCGAAGGGAAGUAAGAGGAAGAAGAAAAGGAGAAAGAAGAAAAAUAAGGUGGAGAAAAUGAAGACUGAGGAGGAGAAGGAAGAAGAAGUGGAUGAUGUUCCUUUGAUUAGUGAAGGAUUAAAGAGGAAGAAAACUCUGGAGGAUUUGGAGGAAGAUGAUGCAGAAUCAGAAGAGGAUGUGCCUAUAUCUUCCAGGACAGCUGUACCAAACACAGACAAUAGCUUCACUGAAGAUAUUAGAAAGGAGGAAGUGAAUAUAGAUCCUAAAAAAGUAAUUACAUUGGAGACUAGGUUAUCAGACAUUGUCAAUCCAAGCAUCACAAUGGGAGAUAAUGAAGAGGAAUCAGACGGAGAGGAGACGCAGAGGUCACUCAUCGCUCAGGCCUUCGCAGAUGAUGAUGUCAUUGAUGAGUUUGUAAAGGAGAAGAAUGCCAUUGUGGACAGAGACAAACCUAAGGACCUGGAUCUGUUCCUCCCAGGGUGGGGGAGCUGGGGAGGAGAGGGGAUAGAAGAAUCGAAGAAGAAACGCAAAAAGUUCUUGAUAAAAGCCCCUGAGGGACCCCCGCGGAAGGACGAUAAACUGGGUAAUGUCAUCAUUAGCGAGAAGAAAGACAAAGCUAUCAGUAAACAUCAGGUGAGUGAUCUCCCCUUUCCUUAUGUAUCAGUGGACCAGUAUGAACAGUCAAUACGAGCUCCCAUCGGAAAAACCUGGAAUCCAGAGACUGCUGUCAAAGAACUGGUGAAACCAAAAGUAGUCACUAAACUCGGCAGCAUCAUAGAGCCUAUCAAUAAGGCGGACGGACCAGAACUUCUUCGUCAGGUUUUCCUAGAGCGUGGGUGGAUCGAAUUUGAUGAGGAUUCCCAAGAAGAUUACGAUUGGAACAUCUGGUGGAGAACGUCGAGAUUUCGCAACUGUGAUUACGAUAACAUCCAGAAAUGGCAGCGAUUGAAUCAUUACCCAAAGUCCACAGGCAUCACCAAAAAGGAUUGUCUGGCUCGGAAUCUGAAGCGGAUGAAGGGGGUCCACGGAGCAGGUGUUUACAACUUUUGUCCCAUGACCUUCAACCUUCCCAACGACUACACACGCUUUGUUGCAGAGUACAGUAAACUAAAGCAAAAGCAGAAUGAUUCCAAAACUCUAUACUGGAUCUGUAAACCAGCAGACAUGUCCAGAGGGAGAGGCAUUUUCAUCUUCAGUGACAUAUCAGAUUUACAAUACGACUGCAAUGCUGUUCUACAACGAUAUGUAUCCAAUCCCCUUUUAAUAGGAGGAUACAAGUUUGAUGUUCGAAUUUAUGUGGCAGUGCCAUCAUUUCACCCUUUGACAAUUUACAUAUAUGAAGAAGGAAUUGUAAGAUUUGGAACAGAAAAGUUUGACUUGUCUGCUCUACAUAAUGUCUUUGCUCAUCUCACUAACACAUCUAUAAAUAAACACAGUCCAGCUUACACGACAGACAAGGAGCGAAUUGGUCCAGGGUGCAAAUGGACUCUCACCCAACUCCGCUAUUAUUUCCACCAGAACCACAUUGAUGACAGCGUACUCUGGAUCCGAGUCAUGAAUCUUAUUAUUCUAACUGUUCUAGUUCAGGCUCCACAAGUUCCUAAAGUAGAGAAUUGUUUUGAGCUGUACGGAUUUGAUGUCCUUAUCGAUGAGAACCUGAAACCAUGGUUACUGGAGGUAAACUUUAGUCCAUCUCUAAGCUCUGACUGUCAGUCUGAUAUCAUAGUGAAAAAGCCAUUACUACAUGAUCUGAUGGAUCUCAUGCAUUUCAAAGAGCAGGACAAGGAGAGAGGGGGAGAGGCAUUUAGGCAGAUGACCAGCAGGUCCAAGGCCCUCGAGACUGACCGCUACUCUUCAGUCAGUAGGACCGGCAGAAACUCGGCCAUGCAUAGAAGUUCAUCCAACUUCCAAAAAAGUAUGAGUGCUCUCAGCAAGCAACAGUCAACAGUGAAAGAGAGUACAUCUUAUAUAGAGCAAGACAACGAAGCAGAAAAGCAAAGGGAGGCUGAGAGGAUGUGUUUUGGACUGCCAUUGGUCAAUCCAACUGAGGAUGAAAAAAGGCCAGGCAGUGCCAGCUCUGGAGUUUCCAGUGCAGGAAGUGAAAAAUUGGAGGAAGUGGAAAAGGAGCUGAAACCUCGCAUUCCCAAAAGUGCCAGUGCAGGACAAAUUCAUAGAGAAAAGAGUCGGACCUCGGUGACAUUCAGUAUAGGACCGCCAAGUGCUAGGUCUGUGGUGAAAACUCCGAGUCUAACUGAUGUAAACAAUAACCAUCCCACUAGUCAAUCAGUGAUUCACACUACCAUUGGUCCUGUACAGACUGUGUUUGUGCGAAGAUCCAGUACACUUUCCUCAAAUUCCAAGUCACAGAGGGCUGAGAAAGCAUCUAUAAAAAGCUCCGCUACCUCUGACAGUGCAAUAUCAAGUCUCUACUCAGGGUCUGGGAGUGAGAACUCCGAUCUGGUGUCCCUACCAGAGGAUUCACGUCGACGACCAAAAAACAUGGUGUCCAGUCAACAGAGACCCAGUUACACAUAUGGACAGACCAACGACAGCAUAACAAACCUUAAGAAUAAACCUUCAGAACCAAAGAACACUUUACCUGUAUCCAUAGCAUCUAGUCAGUCCUCAUCUGGAAUAAAGUCACUUCGACCAAAUGGAAACUCUAAUGCCUUAAGAAAAAUUUCUUCCUCAGGGACUGUAACCCCAAAGCCAAGUUUGCACCCCCAGAGGACACUAAGUCGAGUGCAGCAGAUGAAUUAUGAAGCACCUUCAUCACAACGAGAGGCUAGAGCCUCCUUAAACCAAAGAAAUCCACAACGAAGCCAGCCCCGGCGAUUCACACCAGCCAACGAAUCUCAGGCACCUUUUGCAAAGGUGUCUUUACGAAAAUCCCAGGGUAGUAGGAUGGGAGAACAGGACGGAGGUCACCCAACACGUAGGAGCAUUAAUGGGUCACGUAUGAGCAUUCGUAACCGCGCCCAACUUAAUAGUCAGCAGGGGAAGUCAAAAAUCAAAGGUCCCCCAUCACGGGUCGGCAACUUCUACCUCGCAUUUCCUUUCAAUGAGGUCACCUACAAGACAGCCAAUGGGACACUAGAUGCUCAUGUUGUGAUCCGAGAAUCGCAGAAGAUUCUUCGGGAAGUCCUUCACAAUGUGGACAAAGCAAAGGGAGAGAAGAAGUCAGGGGGAUACCUGCCAUUUGGUGCCAAAGAAGAUUCAGAACAGGAGCGACUCUGGCCCCCGGUCAAACCCCCACCAGAAGUUACCUGAUCGGAUUCUAAUGAGGAGAAUAAAAAGAUGCAGGAAAGAGAGGAACCUUAUUCCCUUUGAACUAUAGCGGCCCUUUCACCUCCCCCGACAACCAAAGGUCGAGUUCUAUGGCUGAUGUUAAUACAUGUAUUUCUAGUACAUGACUGGUAAAUGGAAGAAGUGUUCAUGGGAAAAAUGUCUGAGAAAACCAUACUUAAUUUAGAUAAGAUUUUGGUCAGUAAAAGUAAUUUGGCUACAAUUUACAUUUAAAAACACCUUGCAUGUAUACCACCAAAAUGUGCUUUUUAAUUAAAAGGAUAUUCAAUUCAUAAAUAAAAGAUUAUUAAUUGUCAUUUUUAAAAUUUUUUUUUGAAAAUCCCCCCCCCCCCUUUUUUGUCAACAAACUGAAAAUAUCCUGAUAUUUUUUGCAGUUCCUCGACAUUUAAAUAGUGUUUCUGUCUUUUAAAAUACAUAAAUGGAAGGUGUAGAUGCAUUUUGUUCCAUUUCAAUGUUUUAAUUACUGUAUGAAUGUAAUUAUUGAGGGGUCUGAUUGUUCUGGCCUUAAAUGUUCCUUGAACCCUCUCAUUUUUACUUAUCAUGUAACUAUAUGAUAUGUAAGUGCUGAUAAAAGCCAGUACAUUUUUUAUGUUUGAAAACAAGCUGAAUGUUUAUCCAUUAUUUUUGAAAGAAAAAAAAAAGAAAUUUAAUUAAGAUCUUGCAACUGCAAUGCUUGAAAAUGGUCAAUUGGUUUUCUAUUUAUAUUAUGUAUUAAAAAGUGUAUUUUAUGCAAGUUACACAGGUGCAAAUAUUUAAUCAACGAAUUCAAAGUACCUUAGAUAUUAAUUGCUCAUAUUCAUUUCAUGAAUAACUGAAAAAAGAAGCACAUUAAAGUCAAAAUAAUUCAUAAAUUUGCCAUAAUUCUAAUAGUUUAGUCUUGACAUGAGUUAUCCCCCCUUUUGCAGCAUGUUUGAUUGAUAUGUUUUAUUAUAUAAUGAUGCUAUCUGUGUACAAAUAAGAACAAAAAAACAGAGACUCCAGAAUUAUAAAUACAUGUGCUUUAUACCUUCAAAUCAGUGCUUUUAAUUAAAUUUCUUAAUAUUUAUCAGCUGAAGUAAAAUAAGUUUGAUAGUGUAAUAAUGAUCAACCCCUAUUGUAAUCAUUUGUAUUUUUCUGUUAUUUGUAAGAGAAUUAAAUUAUUGUUCUUAGAAUACCAAGUCACAGAUGACAUGAAAGGUCGUGACCCCUGUAAUUUCAUGUACUGUUAUGUCAUAUUUUGUUGUUAAGUCGUUAAUCUAGUGGCAAUUAUUUUCGUAGUCAUUCUAUUUCUGUGAUGUAUCUAUUUCUGAUGGUGCUGUGUUUUUUUUUCUGUUGUGUAUAUCCCCCUUUUUUUUUUUUUUUUGUUAGUUGUUUUUCACUUUUUUUUCCCGAUUUGUUUGUGAAGCAUGGUGUAGAAUUAUAAGCAUUACUGAUAGUGAACAGGUAGCAAUAUAUUUUUUGAGAGCAGAAAAAAAUUCCACAAAUUCAACAUGCAAUCCUUGAUUGCAAAAUGCAUGAUCAUUUAUCAUUCAACCCACUGCAUUUAAUUUUUGUGUAAGUCUGGUCUCAUAAUUAUAUGACUUCACAGACAUUAAUAUAUAUGUAGUACCUUGAAUUUAAAUGUAACACAUGCUGUAUUUUUGAAAGCAUUUUUUUUUUAUGAAUUACCAUGAGCUUAACUGUGAUAUAUUUGUUUGUGAUAGCAAAUUAUAGAAUUAUGACAUGUACCCUUAGUCUGAUAAAUACAAAACACUGUAAAACAAAUAAUUUCUGCAGUUUUUGAAAAACAAAACACAUUUCACAAUAUUCAAAAUUCCUUUGCUAUAGCUGUUUGAACAGCAGAAAUUUGAAAGCACUCUAAAUUGAAUGCUACUUUUUCAGGAAUUAAAUCGAACCAAAAAAAAGGAGAAAAAUCAAUCCACAGAAAUCAUUUGUUUUACAACAUCUUUCCUUCAGUUGGAGUUUUAGGACAUUCCUUGACAAUUUGUAAGAAUUAAUUAUAAAUUGCUGCCAUCAAAGCCCAAGCUGUGAUAAUACAACGAAAUGACUUUAUGUCAUUUAGAAUAUCAUUUUAUUUUUUGAAGUCGCACAUUUUUCAGCAUUAUGAGCUUUCUGUCUACAUUUUUAUAAAUUCAGUCAUGGAUUUUAGAAAAUCAAUUUUAAUUGUUGUGUAAACAUAGAAAAAAAGUUCCUGAAUUUCCCUGCACAGAUGACGUUGUAUGAACUGUUAUUUAUUUAGAAUAUUAUACCUCCUUGUGUUACUGUAAUGGUUUGUGAUUUUGUUUAAAAUUUGAUGAUUUAAAUGUCUGUAUUUUAUUUAAACAAGUUAUACUGGUGGAUGUGAUGUGGCCGAUUGUUGAAAAGGGGUGGGGGGUUGGGGUUAUACAUUUAAUCACAUAGGAGAAUAGAUAUGCCUCCCAUCGCAUGCAGUAUGAUUUUUUUGAGUAUUGAUUUCAAUUUAUUGGUAAUAUUGAUUAUAGACAUCGAUCUAUGAUAGUCUUGUUUUUUGUAGUCUGACUUGGACAAAAUAAUUUAUAGCUCUGAAUUUAUCUAUUACAUUAACUUUAGUUCUGGUCUCCUCCUAAAAUAAGUCAGACUGUAAUCUAUAUUUAUACAUUGGACAAAACAAGACUGAUAAUCAGUGAGUAGUUCUGCCAUUUAAAAUUAAAACAAUAUAAAAUUUACCAUAUAAUUUUUAUUGGGAAAACAUUUAAAAGUUGUUACAUAAUAACCCUGUAGUUGGUAGUCUGUAAUGAGUUUUGUGCAGAAAUUAUGUGACAAUUAGCAGUAUAAUUAGUUAACUGUAAAUUAAAAGUUCAAAAUCUAGAAAAGUUUUACAUAAAAUGCAGAAGGAAUUUACAAAAGAUUUAAAACUGCUUCAUGAUCGUGGGACCAGAUAUCAUGGCUGUGUUCAAGACAAUAGCUGCUAUGUAGUUCUACAUAAAUGUUAUGAUCUUGAAUGCUAUGCUAGCCUAUGAUAGCCAUAACAAGCGUAAGAUCAUACAGUGCGUUUAAUGCGACUAACAGCUAGGCUAGCUGCUAUGACCUUGAACGCAGCCAAAGUCUGCGAUGUGUUAGUGCUCAUUUAGGAACCUUGGUCAGUGAUGAAGAUGUUCUCAGACUUUGUGUGAUUGUGUGCUCAAUAGAUAUACAUUACAUUUCCUCUGUCUAAGCUUUAAGACCAUCUCUAUUUAUUUAUUUAUACUUUUAGUUGUUAAUCAUGUUGUUUUAUUCCUCCUAUGUUGUCUUCUGCUUGUUUGACAAAUAAAUUAUUUUCUG
Molecule: messenger RNA, 7912 nt
Organism: Saccostrea echinata
Lineage: Eukaryota; Metazoa; Mollusca; Bivalvia; Ostreida; Ostreidae
Product: probable beta-tubulin polyglutamylase
Exons: 16
Coding region: 5-4618 (1537 amino acids)
Biological process (GO): rRNA processing; protein modification process
Cellular component (GO): nucleolus; small-subunit processome
Source: RefSeq, a predicted model, not a curated record